UAUGAAGCUGUCGAUUCCAAGAUGAUGUCUCAUGUUUCCUUCCCCACCAGUGACUGCUCUCUCAUCCGCUCUUUCCACUAGCUUUCCUUGCCUCCUCACAACGCCUUCAUUUUCUUUCCUUUCCGAUCCUUUUCUCUUCUAUAUAUUCAAGUUUUUCUCUCAUUUGCUUGACCAUCUCCUUCUUCAAUUCAAUUUCUCAAUUUGCUUCUUGCACGUAUAUCCUUUCUUUCCAUUGUAAUGGACUCCACUUGGGUUAACACUUCCCUUGACCUCAACAUCAGUCCUUUCUGCAAGAAUAUUGAUGCAACUGCUCCGAAGAAAAAAUCGGAAGGAGAUUUUGUUGAUGGGUUUGAACAGAAACUACGUGUUAAAGAAGAGGCUAGCUUUUUGGUUGAAGAGUUGACUAGGUUAAGCUCUGAGAACAAGAAGCUAACAGAAAUGCUUACUGUUCUCUGCGAAAAUUACAACGCUUUGCAAAACCAGUUUGCUGAUUUGAUGAGCAAGAACUCUGAGAAGGAGCUCGCAACAUCUAGGAAGAGAAAGGCUGAGAUGGGAAUCAAUAAUGGAACUACAGAAAGCAGCUCUAGUGACGAAAUAGAUUCAACUGAAAAGCCAAAGGGAAGCAUCAAAACAAAGAUUUCAAGAGUUUUUCUUCGGACCAAUCCAUCCGACACUAGCCUAGUUGUGAAGGAUGGAUAUCAAUGGAGGAAAUAUGGCCAAAAGGUUACAAGAGACAACCCUUCUCCUAGGGCUUACUUUAAGUGCUCAUUUGCUCCAAGCUGCCCUGUCAAGAAGAAGGUUCAAAGAAGUGCGGAUGAUCCUUCGAUCUUGGUGGCAACUUAUGAAGGAGAGCACAACCACAUGCAACCGGAAUUACCUUUAGGCUCGAGCCACCACCGUUCAAGUUUAGCAGUUCCAAUUCCCACUGCGACCUCUAUGAGAGUUUCAGGCCCUGCAACUGCAACUCUCGACUUGAUUCAACCUGGAAUGCUAGACAAUGCUAAAGAGACAGUCAAAGAAACUGAAGCUCCAGCAAUCCAGGAGAUUUUGGUCCAACAAAUGGCUUCUUCCUUAACAAAAGAUCCAAAUUUUACAGCAGCUCUUUCAGCUGCCAUCUCAGGAAGAUUCAACCAAACCCGGAUAGAGAAAUGGUGAAAUUAGAAAUAGUAUCAUGACGAUUGAGAGUUCAUACUUUACUGUCUUGUUUGUAGGUUAAUUUGAUAUUACUAAUGAUGUAUAUAAAUGUUAGAGACUAAGCCAAAAUCAAUUAAAAUAAAAAAAGAGAGAGAAUUAUUUCUUUGCAAA
Messenger RNA from Hevea brasiliensis (rubber tree), 1305 nucleotides. RefSeq names its product probable WRKY transcription factor 60. The coding region runs from base 238 to 1155 and encodes 305 amino acids. Gene Ontology annotation, biological process: regulation of DNA-templated transcription. Lineage: Eukaryota; Viridiplantae; Streptophyta; Magnoliopsida; Malpighiales; Euphorbiaceae. The record is from RefSeq and is a predicted model, not a curated record. Gene Ontology annotation, molecular function: sequence-specific DNA binding; DNA-binding transcription factor activity. The transcript has 5 exons.